GCUUUGGAUAGCUCUGAGAAAAGGUCUUUGAGCGCUCCUUUAUUUUAAGCACUCUACCUUCUGUGGCUUGAGUGGGAGGAUGCCCCAAAUCAUUCUCCAUUGCCACAGAAAAUGGCCUCGGAAGAGCCGUCAGCGCGCUACACACUAAAGGUCACCGCCGGCCCUACAUACGACCCCAAAACACAUCAAAUAGUGCCAGUCAACGCCGACGAGACGCUGACGAUUGAGACCGAGCAUACCACCGCGAAGCUCUGCGUGCGAAUUAGAGAUUACAACGGACUCCCUCCCAACACCCCUCGCACAUGCAGAUACUUCUCCCACCCAGACCACCAGGACGACCAAUACUCCAUCGCCGUUAGCUUCAUUCCCAAACGGACUAUCCCUGGCUGCGCGCUUGUCUUUGGCAAUGAUUUUGACCGGCCCAUUCGCGAUCGAUUACCGCCGGGGACGAACUAUGCGCUCAAGAUCGUCAAGUGGAUGAUCGAUCCUGGUCUAGAGGGGGAUGCGUAUGCCGAUAAACCGUACCUGUACGGCGCUGCACUGUCGAGCUGGAAUUAUUUUAGAAUUUGUGAGCGCGAAGGGGUGGCGUCUAGGCCUAACUCGGCUGGUGAAAAGCCAGCAUCGCCGAAUGGGAGUCAGGAGAGUAUCACGAGUAGCGGAGGCAAUAGUAAGGGCAGCGAUUGGCAGGGAUCAGUAACUUCGCUGGAGCUGCAUGAAGAGGUCAUUGAGGAGGGUGGUGAAGGAACUGGGAAGCAGAUCCGUGAGAGCCUCAAUAUCCCCGGCGAUGCGAGUUCUCGAAAGAAAUACUUUCUGGAUCAGAACAAUCGCCGCAUGUUCGAGUUUGAGGCUGGACGGCUGUACAAGGCCGAUUUUGGGAAUCCCUAUCUAGGAUUCAGUGAUUUCUCGCUCAGACUACCGGGUUUUAGUCUCAAUGUUGCCAAAUACAUAGACCGGAAAAAUCACUCACUGCGCUAUGUGCUGAAGAAUAAGAAUACUGGAGAUGUGUUUUUCGUGGUUGUUUUUACUCUGCUGCUCAACAACGAGGACGAGAGUGAGGACCAGAGUAGUGGGGAGGAGGCGCAGCAAGAAGAACGAGAGGAAUCGGAGGUAGACUAGACACGUACGACAUGAGAUCUGGUUGAACGAUUUUAGAUGAUUUUGUUUUUAAAACUAUCUGACAACAAUGCCGAGAACCGGGAACAGUUCAAAUGAGCCCCUAAGCUCUAGAAUUCACACCUCUAAUAU
Messenger RNA from Coccidioides posadasii C735 delta SOWgp, 1245 nucleotides. RefSeq lists its product as uncharacterized. The record is from RefSeq and is a predicted model, not a curated record. Lineage: Eukaryota; Fungi; Ascomycota; Eurotiomycetes; Onygenales; Onygenaceae.